UUCAAGGGUUAACAGAUACGUUUAGCAAUGCAUGCUGGGAGUUGUAGGCACGAAGGAUUCCGGAGAGCGCGAACCAAUCAAAUGCUCUUCCUCUUUUUUCUUGUAAUGGCCGCUUCCAGGAAGUAGGUGGUGUUCUGAACGAUUGCAUGGUUUCCAAGGUCUCAGCGCUAGUUGAAGAAGUAAAUACCCCAAAUACAAGCUUCCCCAGAUUCAACUGGCUUGAAGUGCCAGUUCUUCUCAGUAUUUAGGCAUUCAUUCAGGAUAAUCUGACUGGCAAUGAUUGGGAGCAUGGCUGCAAUUGGGACCACUUCCCAGAUCUUCUUGGUGCUGUUCUCGCUACUGGUUGGGCUACCUGCUGUGGAAGCUUUGGAUGCUGGCGAUGCAUUAGCCCUCUUGUUGGGUUUGUUUCUCAGUUGCAUUGGAUUAUGUGCCUGUGUGGGCUUAUAUGCAAGAAAACGAAAUGGAGAGCUAUGACUUUAGGGAAACCAAUGCCAAGGUCAAGCACAGCCACUUUUUGGUUGGAUUUAAGGUUUAAAUUUUGAGUUUUGGCUGUUCGCAAAACUGUAAAACACCUCUUCAAAUUUUUGUAUAGCCAUGCUUUGUUCAGGAGUAGGGAUUGUGCUUGAUAGAAAGGUUUUGGAUAAUCAAGCCCAUGGGAAAAUAAUUGUUUCAUAUAUCUUGUUAUCACAAUGUUGACUUAAGAGGGAAAGUACUUGUCUUAGUGAAUAGGAAAAGUUAACAAUACAAAUUGUACAUGAGGAAUUAUUACUUGAAGGUGCAAUGGGGAAAUAGGAUGUGGAGGCUGUUGUGCAGAAACUGGUCAAGCUGUAUCUACAACCUUUGAAAAUCUAGAAACUCUUCUGCUUGGUUUUAAGUUAGGCACUGCAAUGCUUAGCUUCCUCAAAUGCAAGCAAAUGUCUCUCGCUUAAAUUUUCCCAAAAUGUAAACCAAAGUCCCUUACUUGUUUUGUGUUUCUAUCAAGCUGAUAUGUAUACUCCUAGUUCUGUAAUAUUUUCACUUUGGGGUCUUCCUUGUUGUAAUUUCAAAGAGUUGGGCCACAGGAGCAUGUCUUGAACAAGUCUUGUUGAAAUGGUUAGGAAGCGCACAAGGGUAUGGCUUUCAUCUGGCAUGCUUCCUUUUCAUUUCAGUACAGCUUGCAUAUGUGUUCCUAGUGGAUUAUGCUCCAAGACCUCAUCAUUGUUAAGUUUCUUAGGAAGAAAUUUUAAAAACCAAAUAUUUUCUGUCUAUGUCUUGAUUUGUUUCUAUCUUUUAUUGUGUACAAGGGGGGUUAAUAAAUAGCUAAACUGUCAAUAAUUUAAAAGUAUUAAAUGAAGUGAAGGGUUACUGAGAACCCAACCAGAUGAUUACGCUAAAGUUUCUAUUGUAACUAAAUAGAUAAAAUUCUACAAGUAAUUGAAAUAGUGGCAUGCAGACUCUCAUGGUAUGUUCUUGACUUGCGUGCUUUUAAUUCUCCAGUGAUUGAGAGCCUAGAUCUUUGGAGAAGAUCUACCUAGAUGAUUUGUAAGAUUAUAGCUAAAACACAUGUUUAAAAAAUGCUACAGAACAGAAUGAAUUGUAUAGCCUAAGCCUUGGGAAUAUAGGACUGUUGAAUACACAUCCUUAGCUGGAUCCCAAAUUGCAAUGAUUGCUUUGAGCUGCUUUCCGGGAAGAGUCUAAACAUGGCACAACAGAUGAUUCUACUUUGAUAACUUAGAUCAGGGAUAAGAAAUGUGUUCUAAAGGAAUGACCAUUUUAUUUCCAAUUGUAGGUCCCAAGAGCCAGCUGGUAUGUUUGCUAUGAAAUUUGCUUUAAAAAAAAAAGAACGGGGGGAAAAAGCAAGCAUGAAUGAUGUGAGUUCAAGGGAGCGAGACUGAAUAGAAGCAAGCAGUGUUAUGGGCCAACAGUGACUGAACCAAUGAGUCACUCUAUUUCUCUAAUAUUUGUGGGGAUGUAGAAGACUCCCAUGGGAAGUGGGAAAUGCCCCCUGCCUCCAUGCUGCAUUCACUUUGCCAUUAGUAGAAACUUCUUGCUGAUCUACAAUCUGCCCUACCCCACUUAGUGUGUCUCUUAACAGACUCUGCACGCGCGCACACAUGCAAGAGUGUAAAUUUUCACAACCUUUCUGAAGCACCGACUUGCCAGUUUCAAAUGCACAUUGGAAUAGGAUUAACCUAUCUUUUUCUUUUUCUAAAUACAAGAGAUUGUCAAGGCAAGCUCAAACACUACUUCACCACAGGUUCUGCCUCAGUUGCUUUUCUGUUCCCUUAGGGUUGGGAUCACUUUAUAAGAAUUUUUUUCCUGUACUUGGAUAUAUUACUCCAUUAUAAAAUACAUGCACACUGUCAUAUGUGAAGUGGUGGGGAGGGCAUUGUAGCUUGUCCAUUGGGUGAUUGUUGAAGGUUCGAACUUGCUCCUUACAUGCAUUUUAAAGGUUGGGCACCAGAAAAGAAAUAGGUAUUCACUUGACAUCUGGCAUGAUGUACUUGUACUUCUUACAUGAUUUCUUUUGUAUGUGACUACAAACAUUGCCUUGUAUGGACAACCCCUUAUAAGCAAGCUUGUUUGUGCAUAUAACAAAGGCCAUUGAAAGAAAUGUCCUUGCUGUGACCUUGACCUUGGCUUCAAAAGAAACAGUUACUUGUAUAAUAUUUUAUCUCCAGUUUCGUGUAGAGAGGCUGCUCUGAAAAAUGACUUGCUCCUGUCUAAAGCUAACUGGGAGGCAACUUUGUUCAAAGCUUAGAAUAGAAUAUGAAGCCAAAGAAAUGUACAUGACUUUCCUCUAUGUGUUAUGUAUUUUUAAUUAUUUUACCUUAUAAUUGUAUUCAAAAUCCUUAAAAUGGACUGCAUUUGAAAGUAUAGGCCUUUGAUCUGAAAGAGAUGUUUCUAAGGCUUUGUGCACCUGGUUUGGUGAUUCCUAGAGUGGGGAAAUACCACAUUGUGUUGGAUACUGUCACCUCAUUACAAUUUUUUUUCACUUCUUGAGAGUCACGGAACAAACUUUGCAAAGAUGCUAGUUUGCGCAUGUGACACCAAGGAUAUUGAAAAACCUUGUUCUUUGCCUAAACCUGCAUAUUUCUAAUGGAACAGUUAUUUGUAUGCACAAUUCUGCCCUUUAUGGAUUAUGAUGGAAUCUACAGAUCUUACUGUUUACUAAGAAGAAUAUAUUUGUAAGCAACUUAAAAUGGAAGCAAUCCUUCAGUGAGAUUUCUCCUGACUUUACUCAGUUUUUAAUAAAAUACUUUGAUUCUG
Messenger RNA from Hemicordylus capensis (graceful crag lizard), 3249 nucleotides. RefSeq names its product small integral membrane protein 30 (gene SMIM30). The coding region runs from base 277 to 474 and encodes 65 amino acids. Lineage: Eukaryota; Metazoa; Chordata; Lepidosauria; Squamata; Cordylidae. The record is from RefSeq and is a predicted model, not a curated record. The transcript has 3 exons.